AUGUCAGGUACAACACGACAAGAACAACUUUUUUACUGUCUGAGCGAAUCAGACGCUCUCACAGCGCUCCAGACCAACGUCGAGACCGGGCUCACGACAACUGAGGCCACGGCUAGACUUGGCGAGACGGGCGAAAACUCUCUUGGAGAUGACUCUCACAUUGACAUUAAAGGCAUAUUUAUUCAUCAAAUAUGUAACGCCAUGAUCCUGGUCCUUUUCAUCUCGAUGGUCAUCUCGCUUGCGAUGCGGGACUGGAUCUCGGGCGGCGUCAUCGCGUUCGUCGUUUUCAUCAACGUCGCAAUCGGCUCCUUCCAGGAAUACAAGGCGUCCAAGACCAUGAACUCGCUUCGUACGCUCAGCACGCCGUCCGCGCACGUGAUCAGAGACUCACGUGACCAGACGCUGUCCAGUAAGCUGUUGGUGCCCGGUGACAUCUGCCGGAUCAGCGCGGGCGACACGGUGCCCGCGGACCUGCGUUUGCUGGACUGCGUCAACUUCGAGACCAAUGAGGCCCUUCUCACUGGCGAGGCCCUGCCCAUAGCCAAAGAUGCGCGGCUCGUAUUCGGGGCCGAUGAGGACGUCCCCGUCGGCGACCGUCUCAAUCUCGCAUAUGCGAGCUCUACCGUAAGCAAGGGACGCGCCACUGGUGUGGUCAUCAAGACGGGGCUCAACACCGAGAUCGGGAGCAUCGCACAGAGUUUGCGCGGCGAAAACAGCCUCAUCAGCAAGGAUGAAGACAAGAAUUUCAUGCAGAACGCCGCCAAAACCAUCAAAACGAGCAUCGGGUCGUUCCUGGGCACCAACGUUGGCACUCCACUGAACCGGAAACUAUCCAAGCUGGCCGUGCUGCUCUUCUUCGUGGCUGUGGUCUUCGCAAUCGUAGUGAUGGCUACUCAGAAAUACCACGUCAAUAAGGAAGUCGCCAUUUACGCCAUCUGCGUUGCCAUUUCCAUGAUUCCUUCGUCUCUGGUCGUCGUGCUAACCAUCACCAUGUCUGUAGGUGCAAAAGUGAUGGCCCAGAGAAAUGUGGUCGUGCGCAAAUUGGAUUCUCUCGAGGCUCUUGGGGCCGUGAAUGACAUAUGCUCCGACAAGACUGGAACUCUGACGCAAGGGAGAAUGAUCGUGAGACAAGCAUGGGUACCCUCGUUCGGGACUCUUGUGAUCAACGGAUCAAACGAUCCUCUCAACCCAACCGUUGGCACUGUCGAGCUUAUCCCCAGAUUCUCUCCACAUCAAUACCAACACGAUGAAUCGGAGGACGUGGGGAUCAUCAAGAACUUCAAGCAGCAGCUCGACCAAGGCACUCUACCGCAAGACAUUGACACCAGCGCUUUCGACAAAUAUAUGCAAAUCUCUUCGCUCGCGAACAUUGCCAAUGUCUUUCAAGACCAAGAGUCUGGCGUAUGGAAGGCCAACGGAGACCCUACAGAAAUUGCCAUUCAAGUCUUUGCCAUCAGAAUGGACAAAGCGCGUGGUAAACUAACUUAUCAGGAAAACGAAAAGUCUCAGAGCGACUCCAUCGGAAGAUUCAAACACUUCGCUGAGUUUCCCUUCGACUCCUCAAUCAAAAGAAUGUCUUCAAUUUACGUUGACCUGCACGAUGAAAACAAAUACAAAGUUUUCAGCAAGGGCGCAUUCGAGAGGGUCUUGCAGUGCUGCGACAAAUGGAAACCGCUUGCAGACAACAGCGACUCUCAGCCGCUGACGGAAGAUGACAAGAAUACCAUCAUGAAGAAUGUCGAGACCCUUUCGGCUGAAGGUCUUCGCGUGCUGGCACUUGCAACAAAGGAUUACACCGAAGAUGAGGCAGUAAACCUGAGAGAAAAGCUUUCGAAAGAUAGAGAUAUGGUUGAAAGUGGCCUGUUUUUCCAGGGACUCGUCGGCAUUUAUGACCCUCCUCGUCCUGAGACAGCUGGAGCUGUCAAGAAAUGUCACAACGCUGGGAUCAAUGUUCACAUGCUAACAGGCGACUUCCCAGGUACAGCAAAAGCCAUUGCCCGCGAAGUGGGAAUAUUGCCACACAAUUUAUACCAUUACCCUAAAGAAGUCGUAGACACCAUGAUAAUGACUGCAAGCCAAUUUGAUAGCUUGUCAGAUGAUGAAAUUGAUGCACUUCCGGUGCUACCACUUGUGAUUGCGCGCUGUGCGCCACAGACAAAAGUUCGCAUGAUUGACGCACUGCAUCGCAGAGAGAAAUUCUGUGCAAUGACAGGUGACGGGGUGAACGACUCUCCUAGUCUCAAGAAGGCCAAUGUUGGUAUCGCAAUGGGUAUAAAUGGUUCCGACGUCGCGAAGGAUGCGUCAGACAUUGUGCUGAGUGACGACAACUUCGCUUCCAUUUUGAACGCCGUAGAAGAAGGGCGCAGAAUGAGCGACAAUAUUCAGAAAUUUGUGCUGCAAUUGCUGGCUGAGAAUGUCGCUCAGGCCCUUUAUCUCAUGGUUGGUCUCUGUUUCAUGGAUGAGGAAAAACUCUCUGUAUUCCCGCUGUCCCCCGUCGAGGUGUUGUGGAUUAUUGUUGUGACUUCCUGCUUCCCAGCCAUGGGACUUGGUCUAGAGAAGUCUGCACCCGAUAUCAUGCAGAAGCCACCAAACGACUCACGCACCGGAAUUUUCACUUGGGAGAUUAUCGUCGACAUGGUGGUAUAUGGGGUAUGGAUGGCUGGUUGCUGUUUGGGAUGCUUCGUUACUGUUCUUUAUGGGACUGGAAACGGUAUGUUGGGUAUCAACUGCAACAUCUCUUACAGCGAAAGUUGUGAUCUUGUUUUCAAAGGUCGUGCUGCUGUGUUUGCAACAAUGACGUGGUGUGCCCUAAUUCUUGCUUGGGAGGUGAUCGACUUGAGAAGGUCUUUCUUCCAAAUGCAGCCUGAAACCUAUACUCCUUACACUCAGUGGAUGAAGGAUAUAUGGUCAAACAAGUUUUUGUUCUGGUCCGUCAUUCUAGGCUUCGUAUCCGUGUUUCCCGUGGUUUACAUCCCAGUUAUAAACGACAAAGUCUUUCUACACAAAGGAAUCGGUUUCGAAUGGGGACUGGCCUUUGGUUUUAGUGUGGCUUUCUGGGUUGGCGCCGAGAUUUACAAGUUUUCCAAGAGAAGAUUCUACAGGAACAGGAAUCUUGUUCAAAAUCCUGAGAAAGAUUUAGAGAAAGUCGAAGAUCCUUUCGAAAAAUACAGCACUUUUGGCUCGUUUGCCGAGAUUUCCAUGGACGCCUCCAAGAAAUGCUGA
Messenger RNA from Lachancea mirantina, 3222 nucleotides. NCBI's taxonomy places the organism in Eukaryota, Fungi, Ascomycota, Saccharomycetes, Saccharomycetales, Saccharomycetaceae. The record is from the annotation of a GenBank genome assembly.